UCAGACUCACUUAUUUUCCUUUGGCACAAGGAAGUCAUGCCAGCCUCGCCUCACAGCCAUCCAUGAAGGACGUUUUUCUACAUUGUGAUGUGCUUGAAUGUUCCCAGGAUGAAAAUGAUGGGCGCCAGCGUUGGCUGAUUGCCACAGCUGCCUCUCCAUCAGAGAUGUUAGAAGUUCAUAGAAUCAUAGAAUGGCCUGGGUUGAAAAGGAUCACAAUGAUCAUCUGAUUUCAACCCCCCUCGCUAUGUGCAGGGUCACCAACCACCAGACCAGGCUGCACAGAGCCACAUCCAGCCUGGAGCAGUUAGCUCUAAGCUCACAAGUCCACUCAUCAAUCCCUCUGAGCAGAGCAGGCUGUGGUUUCCCCAACCCUCUUUAUGCUGUUUGCAGAAUUUCGGUCAGAUCUCCUUGGUGUCACAAUCUUUUACAGUCAGAAUUUCCCCCCCCCCUUUCCCUUCCCACCUAUUUCCUUACUCCUUAGCAACACAAACUGCUGCCACAGCAGUUGGCACAAACACAGAGGCACACGGGGAGCCCCCAGAGGAGACUCAGAUACCCGCAUGCUGCCUUGGCUGCAGCAGCCUGGGGAUGUCACAGCUGUAGUGCAACCCGAGUGCUGCCUUCCUCCAUCGCCCUCCUGUUAGGAAACUGCAGCACUUUGCACAAGAAAUUAAAUACUGGCCUUUUGAUCUUUGGCACUGUAAGCACUUUCACUGGCAAAAGCUUUUUGUUGUUGUUGUAUCAAGUGUAAUUAUUAUUAUUAUUACUUUUGCCACUUAUAUUUUUCCAUUGAGACUACAGGAAAGCUAACAGCCACAAGCAUUGUUCUCGUGUCAUCACACUGCAACAGAGAAAAGCAGAAAUGUCAGUGUUACAUCAUUAGCUGCCAUCUCUGUCCCAUUCUGUGCUGUAGCUGCCUUAUAGUUGGGUGCCUGGGUCUUUAUUUACAGUUCAUAAUAAAUGAUGGCUGUUUCUGAGUGCUAGCUUGUGAGUUCAGCUGCCCAGUUGUGUGCAUUUUCUGUUCUGUUCGAGGCUUUUGGAGACAUCUCGACAAAGUGAGCAAUUCUUUAUCCUCACCCCUGCAUAUUUACCUCUGAGUUUGAUUCUGAUGCAAGUUUAGUUUCUGAGAAGCGAAGCAAGAAAGAAAAGCAAUUCGUGCAGCAGUGCUGGGGAAUGCGAGUGCUCCCAAAAAAGCACUUUGAAUCAGAGAGGUGGCCAGCGAUCUCCACGUACUCAGUCAUCACACGUACAUAUCUAAAAUGAGUUCACCACCCAGGCUGCCUGACCCCUCCCUUAAGAAAACAGCUCUUGGCCCCACCGCAAACGCUUUGGAUAGAGCUCAAGACACAUUGAAAAAGGAAAUAAAGCUUUAAAAAAGAUAUAACGAUAACAAUAUUAAAAGAGAACUGAGUUCUCCGUGGAGUUUUCACCCUUUGCUGGGUGAUGAAGAGAGCCGCCCAGCCUCAAGAGGGAGGAUGAAGGCAAAACACCGCUGCUCCGGUUCCGAGGGCGGCUCCGCUUCUUUCGCUGAGGGCCGGGCGGGGCCGGGACUGGAGGAUUUCCCCAAAUGCCCGCUGGCCGCGAUGGGCUCCGCUCCGUGCCGCUCGCUGCUGCUGUCCCUGCUGUCGCUGUUGCCCGCGGUGUGCGGUGACUGUGGGCCGCUGCCCAAGCUCAGCAGGGCAGAACCUCCCGAGGACGUCCGGCACAAGGACAGCUUCCCUGUGGGCUCCCAAGUAACGUACAGAUGCCUCCAGAAUUUAUCGAAAAUCCCAUCGCGGUUGGAUACAAUAAAAUGCCUUAGUAACUCCCUAUGGUCCAACCUGCAGGAGUUCUGCGACCGCAGCUGCCAGAGCCCUCCCCAUGUGGCUUUUGCCAAACUAUCAGAAGAAGAUGAGAUGAAGAAUUUUUAUGCUGUUGGGAUCACUGUGAGCUACGACUGCAGCCCAGGCUAUGAGAACAGCACUGCUGAACUUCCCAGCAGCACCUGCCGUGAGAAUUCAACGUGGUCAGAAGUUCCUGAGCUGUGUCACAAGCAGUCUUGUGGUCCUCCGACAAAGCCAGAACACGGCACUGUUGAGGUAACAGAUUACCGCUUCCUUGCAAGUGCCAAGGUGGUUUGUGAUGAAGGGUACACACUGUCAUCAAGGGAAGCUUUCAUCUAUUGUUUCACUUGGGGACAUGGGGUUGCCUGGACUCCGCUUCCAACGUGUCAGGCUUCUCCCUCUGCAACUGGCACUACAGCAGUGACAAACUCAACCCCUCAUUUGGAAGAGAAGGCAUCGGAGAGCCGCUACAUCCUACUUUCUUUGUUUCCUUAUCCAGCACUUGUCCUCAUCCCUUGUGUCACUGGAGCUGCUGUGCUCAUCGCUUGGGGCAUCAAGAAGUGCAAUGAGAGGAAAAAGACUGGGUCUUACAAGCCAAAUCCUGCGGAUGAAGAGCAGAACCUACAGCACAGAACGCAGAGCUGAUGGGUGUGCAAGGGGCAGCUGCAGGCGAUCCCUAAAAGCACCAGGAUUUUUGCAAUGGAGAAACUCUCUGUCAAGAGGCAGAAGGUUCAAACUUAUUCGUUUUCAGCUCCCUCUCCCUUUCUAUAACAUUUUACUUUAUUUUUAGUGCCAGUAGAACAUUUCCCCAGUUCUUAAACGGAGACUUUUAACGUUCAGUAAUCAUUUCUUUCCACCAGGAGAAUGAUCCUACGUAAAACACUGCAUUUGCACAUCCUUGUGAAAUCUCUGUACUGUGUGUUUUAAUCACUGUUUUGCUAAGACUCAUUUAGUAGCUUGCAGAUAAAGGUUUGAAAACUACAGUAUUUACAGCAAAACUGUUAUAUUUUUCAAUGAAAGGGCUACGGAAUAAGCAAUGCCUUCUUACAGCCCGGCUGCUCUGUCA
Messenger RNA from Tympanuchus pallidicinctus (lesser prairie-chicken), 2889 nucleotides. RefSeq names its product complement decay-accelerating factor-like. The record is from RefSeq and is a predicted model, not a curated record. The transcript has 10 exons. NCBI's taxonomy places the organism in Eukaryota, Metazoa, Chordata, Aves, Galliformes, Phasianidae. The coding region runs from base 1476 to 2468 and encodes 330 amino acids.